This is a messenger RNA of Chionomys nivalis (European snow vole), 3358 nucleotides long. RefSeq names its product CNKSR family member 3 (gene Cnksr3). Bases 508 to 2172 code for a protein of 554 amino acids. Gene Ontology annotation, molecular function: protein binding. Gene Ontology annotation, biological process: regulation of signal transduction. Gene Ontology annotation, cellular component: membrane; cytoplasm. The record is from RefSeq and is a predicted model, not a curated record. The transcript is spliced from 13 exons. NCBI's taxonomy places the organism in Eukaryota, Metazoa, Chordata, Mammalia, Rodentia, Cricetidae.
ACUCGAGCGCGCACGCUCUGCGUUCUUCCCUGCCCGGGCGGCCUGCGACGGUGGCUCAGGAGGUGGGACCGGCUGGCGGGAAGGCUCGGGGCGCCGGCGCACGCGGAGUGGGGACCUCGGCGGGGACGGACGCCGCUCGCAGGAACCGCGGAGUGCCAGCCGACCUCGAAGUUCCUGACCAGCAGAGUUCCAUGCCUGGACAGCCCCGGCCUGGAGUCUGAGGUCCCAGCGGUGCUCCCGCUGCUGCGGAGGUCUCCGAGGAGCAACUGUAUCACUGAACGGCGUGUGGGAACUGCAGCUGGACGAGCAGCCGACACCGGACACAGCCGUCCAGUGAGCCGGGGCCCAGGACCGCGCUUUCCUGGCUGAGUCGCAGCGGGAUGGCCCGCUAACCGCGGCCAUGCAGGCUUGAGCGGACGUCCAGGGCGCGCAGGGGACAACCGCAGGCGCGGGCUGCUGCACUCCGCCGCUGACUUCCUAGCCCAGGGGGCAGUGAAGUCGCUUACCAUGGAGCCCGUGACCAAGUGGAGCCCCAAACAAGUGGUGGACUGGACUAGAGGGUUGGAUGACUGCCUGCAGCCGUAUGUCCACAAGUUUGAGCGGGAGAAGAUCGACGGGGAGCAGCUGCUGAAGAUCUCCCACCAGGAUCUCGAGGAACUGGGGGUCACACGGAUUGGCCACCAGGAGCUGGUGUUGGAGGCGGUCGACCUUCUUUGUGCACUGAAUUAUGGCCUUGAAACCGACAAUAUGAAGAACUUGGUUCUGAAAUUGCGAGCAUCUUCCCACAACUUGCAGAAUUAUAUAAGUAGCCGGCGGAAGAGUCCAGCCUAUGAUGGAAACACGUCCCGCAAGCCCCCCAACGAGUUCCUGACUUCUGUAGUGGAGCUCAUUGGCGCUGCCAAGGCCUUACUGGCUUGGCUGGACCGGGCUCCAUUCACAGGGAUCACGGAUUUCUCUGUGACAAAGAACAAAAUCAUUCAGCUGUGCCUGGACCUGACCACGACAGUCCAGAAGGAUUGCCUCGUAGCAGAAAUGGAGGAUAAAGUUUUAAAUGUGGUCAAGGUUUUAAAUGGCAUCUGUGAGAAAAUAAUGCGCUCUACCACGGAUCCUGUUAUGAGCCAGUGUGCGUGCUUGGAGGAAGUUCACUUACCGAACGUUAGACCUGGGGAAGGCCUGGGCAUGUACAUCAAAUCGACCUAUGACGGAUUGCAUGUGAUUACUGGAACCACAGAAAACUCUCCUGCAGACAGAUCUCAGAAGAUUCAUGCUGGUGAUGAAGUCAUUCAAGUUAAUCGGCAGACGGUGGUCGGGUGGCAGUUGAAAAACCUGGUGAGAAAGCUGAGAGAGAAUCCCACGGGUGUGGUGCUCCUGCUGAAGAAGAGGCCCACAGGCUCUUUCAACUUUACUCCGGCCCCCCUGAAGAACCUGCGGUGGAAGCCGCCCCUCGUGCAGACCUCACCCCCACCCACCACCACGCAGUCCCCAGAGAGCACCAUGGAUGCCUCCCUGAAGAAGGAGAAGCCAGCCAUUCUUGACCUCUACAUUCCUCCCCCUCCUGCUGUCCCCUACUAUCCCCGGAACGAGAAUGUGAGUUUUGCCCUUGGAGGACCCAAUAAGAGUAAGCAGCCAUUGCCUGCGCGGAAGGGUGCAGAGUCCCCUAACUCCUUCCUGGACCAGGAGAGCCAGAGACGCAGGUUCACCAUCGCUGAUUCCGAUCAGUUGCCAGCUUAUUCCGUGGGAACCAAUAUCCCCCCCACAAAAAUGAGGGGGAAGACACCAUCCUAUGGCAAACCCCGGCCGUUGUCCAUGCCUGCGGAUGGGAACUGGAUGGGGAUUGUGGAUCCAUUUGCUCGACCUCGAGGUCAUGGGAGGAAAGGAGAAGAUGCCCUCUGCCGGUACUUCAGUAAUGAACGGAUCACACCCAUCAUCGAAGAAAGUGCCUCUCCCGUAUACCGGUUUUCCCGACCCACUGCUGAGCGGCACCUGGUGCGGGGUGCGGACUACAUCCGAGGGAGCAGGUGCUAUCUCAACUCUGAUCUACACAGCAGUGCCACCAUUCCCUUCCAGGAGGAAGGGCCCAAGAAGAAAGCAGCCUCCUCUGCCAAGGCGUCUUCUGGGGAACCUUCGCUGCUGGUCAGCUGGCUGACUCGCCUCAAGCUGUUGACUCACUGAGGCUGCUCCACCAGCCUCCUGCCUGUCUCCUGCUAGCAAGUGCCUUCUUCCUCAGUGGACAGCUCCUUCCGACUCCGUCGGCAGUGCUCUACGGCGACCUUACUUUGUUCCAUUCUAUUUUAUUUUUUUAAGGUUGUAUAUUGCCGUUCCUGGAAUUUUCAAGUCUUCAGAGGGCAUCCAGAGGAUCUUAAGUGCUGUUUGUGGAGGCGGAAGGAAGGACAGACGUGACACAGCCUGCUUAUUUUUGCCUCCCCAUUGUGGGAACAUGGAGACAUACUCUGUAAAUUGCGUGUUGGCCAGACAACUUAAUGUCAGGGAUCAGCAGCAUUGUACAUUCUUGUUUUCUUGGGCAGUGGGGACUAAGGCCGAUGCCUUUUGUCACACAGAUGUGUUGGUUUGUGGUCCAACGUCUGUAUCUGAAAAAGCCGAAGGAGAAAACUUUUGUUGACUUUUAAAGCUGUAGACCCUAUUUAUAAGUGUGGCCACAUCCACUGCAGAGUGGUGUGGUAGGUGUGUGAGGCUCUUUGAGCAGGGCUUUACCUGUAGGUCAGCUGUUACACAUCCUUAGCCCCCGUUUCUAUAACCUCCAUUUAGGUGAGCCAGUGUAGACUCUCAUGCACACUUUGGGGUGUGCUACACUCAAAGAAGUGCGUGUUUUUAUGAGGGCUGUUGCAGUUGUUAUAUAUGUAUUGUUCCGUGAGGGAGAGAAGCUAUAAGAUUUGCUGAGAGCCAAAGUAUCAUUCAGGAAAUGAAGCAGGCAUGUUUAGAGUUAGGAGACAUGGGGUCAGUUUACGUUAUUGACCCGUGUGAUGUCUGUCUGCUGGAGAAAAGCCAAUAGUCCUUCCCAGUUGUACACAUUUUGCUAAUUAGACAUAUCUCGGAAAGCCUCAUGGUCACUGAGUUUUCAACUAGCAUCAGGUGUUUAAAAAAUGUGUGUCUGGCUAUUAACUUUUGUUUAAACCGAAUGUACAAUAUUUUGCUAGCAUGGAAAAGUCCUAUCUUGUUAAUUUAAGUGUUUUAAAUAGAGUUGUAUAUUUUUCUUACUCUCAGUCCCAUGUAAUUGAAGUAUUUGUUUUGUGUUGUACGUGAAACCCAAGAAAAAGAACAUUCAGAUUGUCCUCAGAUUUACACGUGACCGUUCUGGCCAUCGCCGGCAUGGGCACUAAUAUUAAAAACUGAAAUAAAU